Molecule: messenger RNA, 828 nt
Organism: Rhinolophus ferrumequinum (greater horseshoe bat)
Lineage: Eukaryota; Metazoa; Chordata; Mammalia; Chiroptera; Rhinolophidae
Product: proline-rich protein 23D1-like
Exons: 4
Coding region: 1-828 (275 amino acids)
Source: RefSeq, a predicted model, not a curated record
AUGUACGGUUUCCGGCGUCCACGGAGCCCCAGGGAUUCGCCGGCAGAACGGAAGGACGACACGGUGGGAGAGAGCAGAUGGGCUGCCGCCCAGUGGAAUCCGACAAAACGUUGGCAAGUGGAACAGCAUCGCAGGACAGGUGCCGAACCAGUCGCCGUGCAAGGAGCUCUGCGCCCAGAUCUGAGGGUGGUCUCCGAACCCCCCCAGGGGCGGCAGAUUCCCAGCGCACACGUGAUCGUGGUCAUCUUGGAACCAGGAACAGACCUCCAGUUGCGCCUGGGAGAUGAGGUCCUGGUCUUGGUCCCGCAGACAGCCCUGCAGCUGACACUCAGCAACGUGACCGUCGUGGUCGUCCCGGAGCACGUCCUGAACUUGUCCGAGGAUCUGCUCUUCCCUGCCCACGCCCGGUUUCUUCUGCCGCGGGGGGCCGAUACCACGUGGGAAAUCAAUAUUGAAGACGGAUCCCUUUCAGCCCAGCAUGCGCAUGUCCCACGUGCAGAAGAGGAGGGGAGGCUCCACGGGGCCUCCAGCCCGCGAUGGGACGGACCCUUGGCCUAUCAAGUCCCGGCUUUCAGGCCGCCUUCGCUGAGCACCCUCCUGCUCAAGCCUUUUUACAGGGCCGCCGCCCCGGAGGGCUGCUGCAGGCUGCCGGGGCCCAGGCCGGGGAGGCGCCCUCUGCCGGCCGAAUUCAGCCUGGACCUCCACGGCCUGGGGCCCUGCGCGGGCUCUGUGCUCAGGCCUCUGCCUCCCUCCUCCAGUCCGGAGACCAGGCCCUGCCGCGCGGUGGGUCGCAGGCCGCCCAGCAAGGCCCGGAGACGACUCUUCUAA